Molecule: messenger RNA, 597 nt
Organism: Arachis duranensis
Lineage: Eukaryota; Viridiplantae; Streptophyta; Magnoliopsida; Fabales; Fabaceae
Exons: 3
Coding region: 151-387 (78 amino acids)
Source: RefSeq, a predicted model, not a curated record
UGAAAAUCGGUACCCAAAUAGAAGGUGGGUGGGAUUAGCCAUUUAUAUUUGCCCCUCUUACAUAGGUGUCUCUCUUGCUUUGUUCUUGCGUUUCACACACAGGAAAAAAAAAGGUUAGGGUUUUGGGUGUGUGGUGUGUUUCUAUCGGAGAUGGGUGGAGGCAAUGCUCAGAAAUCGAAGAUGGCUCGCGAGAGGAACCUCGAUAAGCAGAAGGCUGCUGCUAAGGGAAGCCAGCUUGAAACUAACAAGAAAGCUAUGUCAAUCCAGUGCAAGGUGUGCAUGCAAACAUUUAUCUGCACCACAUCAGAAGUGAAGUGCAGGGAGCAUGCUGAAGCCAAGCACCCAAAAUCGGAUUUGUAUGCUUGUUUUCCUCAUCUUAAAAAGUGAACAUAAAAGGGGAGGGACAUUUGGAGACAUGUCAUCAUCAAUCAUGGCCUCCUCUGUAUAUCUAUAAUCAAAUCAAAUUGUCUAUGUGUGUUUAUGUCUUUGGAAAUGGGAAAAACAAUAGGGGAUAAUUAGUAUGUUUUUCCCUUGAUAAAUUGUGAGAAACUAUGUGUAAGCUCUCUUUUUUAUUAUCAAAGUGUAACAGUUUCAUCA